Molecule: messenger RNA, 1379 nt
Organism: Hibiscus syriacus
Lineage: Eukaryota; Viridiplantae; Streptophyta; Magnoliopsida; Malvales; Malvaceae
Product: glycosyltransferase BC10-like
Exons: 2
Coding region: 133-930 (265 amino acids)
Cellular component (GO): membrane
Molecular function (GO): glycosyltransferase activity
Source: RefSeq, a predicted model, not a curated record
CUUUCCAAGGAUGUCUUCCUUCAUCCAACGAAUUUGACUCAUAAACUAUCGGAUGACGAGUUGUUCUGGAGAGCUUCAUUGACGCCAUACAAAAAAGAGUACCCGUUUCCCAGAUUGCCAAAGGUGGCCUUCAUGUUUAUCACUAGAGGCCCUUUGCCUUUCAUGCCUUUGUGGGAGAGGUUCUUUAAGGACCAUGAUAAGUAUUUCUCCAUUUAUCUCCAUACUCCUCCGGAUUAUCACCUCAAUGCCUCCAUAGACUCUUUCCAUGGGAGACAGAUCCCUAGUCAGCGUGUGGAAUGGGGGACUGUUUCACUGGCUGAUGCAGAGAGGCGGCUACUAGCCAAUGCACUGCUUGAUUUCUCAAACGAGCGAUUUGUUCUUCUCUCUGAGAGCUGCAUUCCAGUCUAUAACUUCCCAACUGUCUACAAGUAUCUCAUCGGUUCUAGCUACAGUUUUGUUGAGUCAUACGAUGAUCCCACCCGCUAUGGUCGUGGUCGGUACAACCGCAGGAUGCUUCCCCACAUUAAGCUCUACCAAUGGCGGAAAGGAUCACAAUGGUUUGAGAUGCAACGUUCAGUUGCCACGUACAUUGUCUCAGACACCAAAUACUACAACCUUUUCAAGAAGUAUUGUAAGCCUGCUUGCUAUCCAGAUGAGCAUUACAUUCCAACUUUCUUGAAUAUGUUCCAUGGAUCAAUGAAUGCAAAUCGGACUGUGACUUGGGUCGAUUGGUCAAUGGGGGGCCCUCAUCCAGCAAUGCACGAGGGAGUUAAUGUCACGGAGGGUUUUAUACAAGCCAUAAGGAAUAACGGGACACUUUGUGCAUAUAACGACAAGCUAACAUCUGUGUGUUAUCUCUUUGCACGAAAGUUUGCUCCUAGUGCAUUGGAGCCUUUGCUCAACCUCAGCUCAACUGUGAUGAACUUUUGAGAGAUUAAUCAGGCAAUGGUUGAGAUUCUCCCUCCCCCUCCCCCUUCAUUUUUACAGGUUUCUAUCCUAGUCAUCCAAUUUUGAUCACUAACUUUGGUUCAUAUGUACAGAUAGGUUCAACCACAAUUGUUAUGUUGCAAAAAUUUUGGAGGAAAAUAGAUCAGCUUUAUUUUUUGUUAUUGUAGAAAUGAUUAUUGUCCCCACUGAUUAUAAAAUGAUUCUGCAUUGUUGUUAAUUGCAAACAAAAAUUACAAUAUCCCAAUGUGUUUGUUUCCCUUGAAAAAUAUGCCUUCCUUUCCUGGAUGUCUGGUUUGAGAGCGCCUCCAUUGACAAUGUUCUGAGAUUGAAGCAUAAUCAUAAAGCAGUAAUGUCAACAAAUGUUUCUAACCAUAAACCAUAAAUCUUGAAAAUCAUCUUACAAGCAGCAGUACAAAAUCCAACUGAAAUUA